AUGGGAUCAACGACUGUAACCAUCACAGAGAAACUUCGUUCUUCUCCUAGUCCUCAAAUCAUUGACAUUCGCUCCGAGUCAUUGGAAGGGAGCCUGACAGAGUCUCUCCAAUACAGUAUCCAUCGACUACGUCAAGAAAAGCCUUCUCUCCCAAAUUUACUUCUCUGGAACGAAAAGGGCCUACGAUACUUCGAACAGAUUACCUAUUUAACAGACUACUACCUCACAAAUGACGAGAUCGAGAUCCUCCGCCGAUCAUGCCAGGAAAUUGCGAGUCAUAUUCCAAGCGGAAGUAUGCUCGUAGAGCUAGGCAGUGGAAACCUGCGCAAAAUCAAACUUUUGUUGGAUGCUCUAGACCAUCAAGAAAAAGAGGUUGACUAUUUUGCUCUCGAUCUUUCCGAGGAAGAGUUGCAAAGAACGUUAUCACUCCUGCCAAAGAAUUGCUUUACCCACGUUCGCUGCUUCGGACUGCUGGGUACUUACGACGACGGCAAGAAGUGGCUAACUCGACCUGAGUUAAAGGAGCGGCCCAAGACCAUUGUAUCCCUUGGAUCGACAAUUGGCAGUAUGAGUCGAGAAGAGGCCGCAGACUUUCUAUCAAGUUUCACAUGGCAGCUAGGAGAAGGGACCCGCUCACCAGCCUUUCUGCUUGGCCUUGAUGGGUGCACCGAUGGAAAGCGAGUCUACGAUGCUUAUAACGACCCGGGUGGAUUGAAUUACGAAUUCAUUCGAAAUGGGCUGUUCAAGGCAAACGAUUUACUUGGAUAUGAAGCCUUCAAACUUGACGAUUGGGAAAUUAAGGGCGAGUGGAAUGAUAAUCAGCGUUCGCACGAUCAAUACUAUUAUGCAUUGAAAGAUACCAAAGUCGGGGGACAAAACCUCCCGGCAAAAACGAAGGUCUUGGCUGUUCAAAGCUACAAGUACGAUGAUGAUGAUAAGUGCAACCUUUGGGAAAAAUCACGUUUAGUGGAAGCUGAGCGAUGGACUUCUUCCUCGUCAGAAUAUUGCAUUCAUAUCCUUCGGGCGCAGUAG
Penicillium angulare is the source of this 1032-nucleotide messenger RNA. RefSeq lists its product as uncharacterized. Gene Ontology annotation, molecular function: methyltransferase activity. Lineage: Eukaryota; Fungi; Ascomycota; Eurotiomycetes; Eurotiales; Aspergillaceae. The record is from RefSeq and is a predicted model, not a curated record. The transcript has 3 exons. The coding region runs from base 1 to 1032 and encodes 343 amino acids.